AUUUAGGGCAUCGGCAUAAUGUGAGCACUGGUACACAGAGACUGGUAUAUUUUUUAAACCAAGAAAUUUUCAACUAAAAUGAACGGUAUAAUAGAAUCCCCCUUCUUUAAAGUAUUUGCGACAACUAACAGCCUUUUGCUUGGCGCUGGGGCUUUGUAUUUGGUCAGUUUUGGACGUGAAUCCAGCUUACAAACCACAGAUCAUGAGGCAAUGUUUGGUGAAGCAAAAUUUCAAGUGUCCACUGGUAGAAAACAUGGAUGUUUAGAUGAAAGACACAAAUAUACUGAAAAUCACGGUAAUUUUUGACCAAAUUAAGCUAUUUGAUAUUUUGAUUUGGUAGUUUAAACAGUUUCUUAAAUAGAUUUUCUGGGGGGUUAAAUUAUUAUGUGCCCUCCCCCAAUCCUCCCCCACUUACUGAGCUUCAACACCCAUCCCACUCACAGAAUGGUUGUGUUGAGAAAAGCUUAUCAAUAUUUCCUUGAUUUUUGGAACUUCCAACAUAACUGUGGUGGUUGUAUAAGGUUGCACCCCCCCUUCUCAUAUCAGCCUGCCUGGUUUUGCUCUGUGUGUGAUGUGGGUGUGCUGGAAAUGUUUUGGAGAACCUUCAAACCACUGGUAGGUUGCAGUAAGCAUUGCAAGCCAGCAGAUGGUGGUCAAUUUCAGAAUUGUUCACUAAACUUUCAGAAACAAAGAUUAUUAAACUACAUCUCUCCAUUCUAUUUAUUUUCCACCAAGUACACGACUACUCCAUCGAAUGAAAAGAAUUAACAUCAUUUUCUCACUCUGACUGGUUGACCACCAUUUGUGAAACCUAGUAACCCGUUAAGUGCUGUCCGCUUGACCAAUAAAAUCAUCCAGCAUUAGACAGAGUAAAAUAAUAAAGUAGGGCACAUCAGGACACAAUGUGACUCAUUUGGUUAAUCCUAACAAAGUACAUGGGAAUUUAGGUCUUGAAGAAUUUGCCCAACACUUGGAGGAAUGGAACAAGAGCCUGUCUGAAUUAGAAAUUUUUUUGGCAAACAAUGUCUCUCGAACCAGGAAUAAAGAUAAAGCUGAAGGCCUGGACGAGGUUGAUGCAAUGGACGUUGCUGGUUUGCAUAAUUCUGGAUUGAUUUUUGAAAAAGUUGAUAGGACGUUAAAUAAUGUCGUCAGCAAAAUAGAUCAGUUAAGGUUAGAGAGCUAUAAAGCAAUACAACAGUUUUGUCAAUUGAAGGUUUCUGAUAGGUUCAGUAAGCAUUAUGGGACAGACAAUUUUGGUCAACUUCAGUUAAUGUUGAAAUGGGGCAAUUAAUUAUGUAAACUGCAUAUCUAAAUUCUAUUUAUUUUCUGCCAAAUACAAGACAACUACAUGUACUGAAUGAAGAGAAUUAGCAUUAUUUUCCCACUCUGAUAGUCAGGGACGAAGGAAAGGGGGGGGGGGUGCAGGGGGCAUCACCCCCUUGCCCUUUAGUAAGGGGGGGGGGGCGAAAGUGCCCUUAUAGAUAAAAAAUUCUAACCCAAAAAAUAUGAGGUACAACGACUAAAAAGUAUGAAUUACGCGUGAAAUGUACGUAAUAUUGAAAUAUACGUGAAAUUUUCUGGAAUAUUGUGUCAAAAAUUGUGUUUUCAAAAUUUUUUGCCCUUGUUUUGGUGAAUUAAGGUCUGGGAAAAAAUUUUCGGAAACGAAAUAUUAAUUAGUGAUCGCCCUUACGUCAACAUUGCCCCCCUGUGCCCUACCCUCGCUCCGGCGUCCCUGCUGAUAGUUCAGGUUGAUGACCAUCUGCUUUACAAUAGUGCUUAGUGAAAAUGAUAUUUUUUCAAGUAUGGUAUUAUAUCAGCUUGAUAUGGUUACAGUAUAACAUGAUUGAACUAGGUAUCUUUGCAUCUUAAAACCUUGAUAGACAAAUGUUAAAGACCAAACACAGCCAUAGUGAUUUCUCUUUUGAUGAGCUGUCAUUGUUAAGAGAAGAUGAUUCCGACACCGACUCGUUCCUGUCUGCCGAGGGUGAUGUGGAGGUAGGGUGAUAACACCUUAACAAUAAGCUGAGUAAUGCUUUUACCUCCUGAGCCUGGUACAUGAUUCCCUUCCCCUUGACACACAUCCAAAAAUGUACGAUCAAAUAAUUGCAGGUGCUUACUCAAUUUUUGAGGUAACCAAUGCCACAAGAUUCUCCACUGUACUCACAGUAUUUGGAGAAGGAAUGUGCCCUAAAUAGUCUUUCCAAUCUUGAAAAGUGGGCAAGUGUGCUUUUCCCAGCACGUUUUAGAGAGCUGCCAUCCUUGACAGGGCAUUCCAGAAAAGAUCCACACUCCACCGAUGCAUGAAAUUUAUGAAAAUCAAUUAACUUUAUUUCAUGAGGGUAGCACCAAACAGUAUAUCAACUGACAAGCAAGUGGUCCACUUACUAAUAUAGAAUUACAAUGUAGAUACACAGAUCUAUAUACAAUAGAGAUUAACAGACAUAUAAUGUACCAGAAAACUGUGGAUUGAAUGAAUUUGACGACCCGAAAAAUACACGUAAAACUUUGACGUUUCGUCAGGGUGUUAGCUAGCCCAUAUACUGUCCGUUUGACGGACUCUUCCCAAUUGAAGUAGCUAAGGGGCUUUCCCAACUGGGUCUACUGGAGGAUUAUAUUUUUUUCUGAUGAGAAAGUGCAUUGCGUUUGAUUUUAUAUUAUUAUAUCAAAGAACGUUUUGUUUACUUUUCCCCAUUAACUAUUUUCUCAAAAUGUAUCGCGUUUCAUUCAUAUUGGGUGUGUAUUCAUUGAAAUGAAAUGUACAAAACAAAGUGUAAUCGGUGUGCAUCCGUGUUUUUCAGUGUUAAUUCACCGGAAAUGAAAUGUACAAAACCAAGCUACCGUUGUUUGCAUCUAAGGAGAAACACGUUGGAAAAAAACACUAUUUAUUCCCACACAAGGACUUUGAUCGGUCAAAAAAACUUUCCCAAUUUACGUUUAACGGACAAAACUUUUUUUUCUGGCUCACACCCUGUUCGUGUGAAGGCCCUUCGUCAAAUCACUCUCAAUCUGCAACAUUCUGGUGUUAUUGUUACUAUCUAUGGUGGUGGCACAACCGUACGUGUAUAAUGUACCAGGUUGUCACAAGAGGAGGGGGGGGGGGGGGACAACUUCCAAUUUCCCAUGAAGGAGGUGUGUAUGUUUUCUGGCAUGACCCAAUUUGUGCUGCAAAUGUUUAGGAUGAAGUGAAUCAAAGUGUCUCAAAAAUUGACCAUGCACAACAGAAGGCUUUCCAUGUCGCUGGUAUUCACAGGUGACAAUGCGCUCGGUGCAUUAUUUCUGUAUGUUUAUGCCAAGAAGAUUUACACACCACAUUUAUUAUUUGUUCUUAUUUGUUUUAGAGAUAAACCAUUUUAUUUAAUGGCAUUAGAACAUUAUUUUAAACAUGGAAUAAAAUGUCGUAAGAAAAGGUACUGGUUAAUAUCUGUUGAGGAAAUUUCUGAUUUCUUGCACUGCCAAAACUCAGCUCGUCAAUCUUCACUAUUGUAAGCCUCGUUUACACUAACAAAGUUUCUGUGAUCGCAGUAGGAAUUUUGCAUAAGUAAAUUCUAAGUUUUGAAGGAUUGUCAGUUCCCUCAAACAUUUCUUACAAAUCCUUCAAAACUUAGAAUUUACCGAUGCGAACUUCGUACUGUGAUCACAGAAACUUUGAUAAUGUAAACCGGAAGAGAUUAUUUCGCUGGCCUCAGAGUGACAAAACGUAACAAAGCAACGGUUUUACUAACACUAACCCUAUUCCAAACAUCAACUCUAACCAUAAUCCUAACCUAACCCUACUCCAAGUUUGUUUCUAAACCAAUCUUGAAGAAAAAAAUUUUGACGAAAUGUCAUUCUGAGGUCAGCGAAAUAACUUUUUCCGUGUAAACCAGCGUGUAAAGUAGUAAUUGUAUCUGUUUAAACUAUGCAUGUGUAAAAUGAAAAUUUAUGUUUAUUCUCAGAGCUAAAUUGGUGGGUUGUUCCAGUGAAGUUGAAUUUCUGGCCAAAGUUCAUUGCAUCCGAGAAGCGUGUAAGGUAGAAAUGUGGAAGAAUUCUUUGUAUACAUACCAACAAACACGUAGUUCAGGCGGAUAAUGUAGGUGUUGUUCAUUUAAUUCUAUUUUCUUUUGAAUUGGUGAUGGAAAUAAAUAAAUCUUUUUGCAGAUGGCUUUUGCUAAGGAAGAUGUUCAAACGAAGUUUGAAAGAAACGCAACCGAAUUGCUUCGAUUCUUAAUUACAACUGCAGGAAAGGUAUUAAUAUUAAAGGUCAUGGUUUUGCAGUUUUCCUUGUUUUAUCAAAUUCAACUUUGUUUUCCAUCUUAUUAGGACCAUCAUGAAUGCGAGAAAAGAUGGAAAGCUUUGCUUGAAUUUUGCAAGAAACCUGAAAAUUUUAAAAUCUUCGAAAGAGAGUUGAUUAAAAAAGGAGUAUGUUAUUUCUGCUAUAUUCUUGCACGGGAGUUUUACAGCUGUAAUUAGUCGUGGUAGUAUUUCAUGGAUAUUGUAAAAUAAUGUGUUUUAUAAUACAUGCUUCCAGAAAGUACCGGUCACCUUGGCUAUAGAGCCUCGUUUUCGUGGUUGAGAAGUUGAGCUUUAACUAAUGUCAUAUCCUCAAAAACCAGGUUUUAGCCAAGGUGAUGUACUUUCCAAAAGGGUGUAUUGUACAUUACUGAUAAUGGAAGUAUGAAGGUUCAAUAUAUUCGUUCAUGUAGGUACCAUACAUCACCUUCUACGACCUAGUUCUUGACUUUGUGGUUAUGGACGCAUUUGUUGACUUAGAGAAUCCACCGUACUCCAUACAGGCCGCUGUACAGAACGCAUGGCUACCUACUUAUAUUCAACAAACGGUGAGAGAACGAGUUAGUAAUGGGUGACUCCUGCUAUAGACUAAAUUUUGAUCUAGGCAAGAAGAACGAAAUCCAACACGACAGCUAGAAAGAACGUCUUAGAAUGAGUAAAACUGCAACGUUUGGUUGCUAAAUGUUGUAAAAUGAAGAAAAUAUAGCCCUGUGAAGUUCGCAAAUUUUGUAUAUAUUUGUAUUACGCGCGGUAAAAAUAACAACUUUCAGCUCAAAAAUGGUUAUUUUUCCUGCGCGUAAUGCAAAUAAACAAAAUUUGCGAACUUCACAGGGCUAUAUUUCCCUCAUUUUACAACAAUUCGCAACCUAACUUUGCCAUUUUACUCAUUUUAAGAUGCUCUUUCCAGCUAUGGUAAUCUUCUUCUUGUCUAGAUAAAAAUUUCGUCUAUAUAGCUGGAGUCAUCCAUUGUUAAAACACAUGUAAUAAGCACCAUGUCCCCAAUCAUUCUCGUACCCAGAGCUCUUCGAAUACGAGGAUGGUCCCCAACAACUUCUCUUUCUAUGUUAUUGAUCUUGUAGGGUUUAGAAACGGCAGUCUGGGGUGUUUUAAAAGCUAAAAUGCAAAUGUUAGAGGAACCAGCGGGCUUUUUGAUGCAUUUCUAUCAUCUUUCUGAAAUACUCACUCCAGUUUUGGCUUGGGGAUUUUUGGGAUCAGACGAAGCAUUGAAAAAAGCUUGUUCCGUUUUCAAGG
This is a messenger RNA of Paramuricea clavata, 5520 nucleotides long. The record is from the annotation of a GenBank genome assembly. Lineage: Eukaryota; Metazoa; Cnidaria; Anthozoa; Malacalcyonacea; Plexauridae.